Messenger RNA from Rosa rugosa (rugosa rose), 1797 nucleotides. Its product is annotated as sphingosine kinase 1. Gene Ontology annotation, molecular function: kinase activity. NCBI's taxonomy places the organism in Eukaryota, Viridiplantae, Streptophyta, Magnoliopsida, Rosales, Rosaceae. The record is from RefSeq and is a predicted model, not a curated record. Gene Ontology annotation, cellular component: cytoplasm; membrane; intracellular membrane-bounded organelle. Gene Ontology annotation, biological process: sphingosine biosynthetic process. The coding region runs from base 113 to 1594 and encodes 493 amino acids. The transcript has 10 exons.
GCGUACGUUUCCAAUUUCCUCGCUCACAUCAAAAAACCCGGUUCACUUCUUCUUCUUCUUCUUCUUCUUCUUCACCAAAACUUAGCGUCAACGACUCUUCACGACUACAGAGAUGGACCGACCCGACUCCUCCGACUCCUCCCGGCCCGUACUCUCCGACCGGGUCCUCAUAAACGGCGCCGUAACGCCGGUCACGUUCUUCGCCGACGGCGUGCUGCGGUGGACGGAGAGAGGCGAGAGGAGCUUGAUCGUCGAGAAGGAGGUCCUCUGGGUCAAAGUGGAGGGUCCGAAGAUCAGAAUCGGAACUCUGGUCGACGGCGGAGGUGGAAUCUGCUGCGUCGGCAGUAGCGGAGGAGGUCUGGUCAGGAAGGACUUGGUGUUCGAGCCUUUAUCAGAAGACUCGCAGAGGCUCUGGUGCCAGAAGCUUCUCGAAUUCAUCGAUUCUCUCGGACGGCCGAAGAGGUUGUUUGUGUUUGUGAAUCCAUUUGGAGGGAGCAAAUCUGCUUCGAAGAUUUUUGUUGAUGAAGUGAAGCCGCUUUUUGAUGAUGCUGGUGUUCAGUUUACACUGCAAGAAACUCAGUAUCAACUGCACGCGAAGGAAGUUGCGAAAACUCUAGAUCUUUCGAAGUAUGAUGGCAUUGUUUGCGUCAGUGGGGAUGGAAUCUUGGUUGAGGUAGUAAAUGGACUUCUUGAGAGACAGGAUUGGGACACUGCAAUAAAGAUGCCUCUCGGAGUAGUUCCUGCAGGUACUGGAAAUGGAAUGGCGAAAUCUCUUCUAGAUUCUGUUGGUGAACCUUGUAAAGUAUCAAAUGCUGUUCUCGCCAUUAUUAGAGGACAUAAGCGUUCACUGGAUGUAGCUACCAUAUGGCAGGGGAAGACAAAAUUUUUUAGUGUGUUGAUGCUCGCAUGGGGCUUAGUAGCAGAUGUUGACAUUGAGUCUGAAAAGUAUAGGUGGAUGGGAAGUGCUCGUCUAGAUUUCUAUGCCAUUCAACGAAUUGUGCAUUUGAGGCAAUAUAACGGAUCUAUUUCUUUUGUGCCUGCACCUGGCUUCGAAGGGUUUGGAGAGCCUACUAGUUACAAUGACGAUGAUGAAUCUACUAACACUGAUCCAAGUCAAGAAAAGCCUACUAAGGUUCGACAACUCGGCUAUGAGGGACCUGAUAUUAAUCUAAAGAACAUGAACUGGAGAACAAUCAAAGGACCGUUUGUUUCAGUGUGGCUUCACAAUGUACCUUGGGGAGGUGAAGACACAAGGGCAGCUCCUGAUGCCAAGUUCUCAGAUGGUUAUCUAGACGUUAUAAUUAUGAGGGCUUGCCCAAAAUUGUCCUUGCUCUCGUUAAUGACGGGGUUGAGCACUGGGACUCAUGUCAAGUCACCAUAUGUGCUAUACUUCAAGGUGAAAGCUUUCAUUCUAGAGCCUGGUGCUCUCGCUGAUGAUUCAACAAAGGAAGGGAUAGUGGACUCAGAUGGUGAGGUCCUUGCUAGGGGCAAAGGAGCAUACAAAUGUCAUCAGAAAACACUAAUGGUGUACGAUAAACUUCAAAUAACUUUGGAUCAAGGUUUAGCCACUCUGUUUUCCCCUUCCCCGGUGUAACAUAUACAUUUUAUAUGGAUUUGAUUUUUCGUCACACAGAGAAAUACCACACAUGAUAGUCGUAUUUGUUCAUUCUACCCUACAUAUAAGGCCUCAACAACAAAUUAGAAUAUUAGAUCAGACAAGGGAUCGAGUUAACAUUCCUUGGGAACUUGCUUGCUGAAAAAAUAAUAUGCAGGUCAUGUUUGAAGAUUUUGCUUUGA